Closterium sp. Naga37s-1 is the source of this 840-nucleotide messenger RNA. NCBI's taxonomy places the organism in Eukaryota, Viridiplantae, Streptophyta, Zygnematophyceae, Desmidiales, Closteriaceae. The record is from the annotation of a GenBank genome assembly.
AUGUCCCAAAACUCGGUCGUCCAGCUUGCCGUCGACUGGUUGCAGGGGGGAUGGGGGCCGAGCGGGGGAGUGGGAGAGGGAGCGAAGCAGGAGCAAGUAGGGAGCGGAGGAGCGGAGAGAGGAGGGGAAGGGCGGGAGAGAGGCAGCGGAAGAGGGAGAGAAAGGAGCGGGAGGAGAGCGGGGGAGAGGCGGGUUGGAGUGGAGGCGGGGAGAAGGAGCAGGGGGGGGAGGGGAGGGGGUAGGUGGGAUGUGGAGGGGAGGAAAUGGGAGGGGAGGUGCGAACGACGGGUUGCGAUAAAUCCCGUCAUUCCCCCUUCUGCUCCCCAUCAAUUCCCGCUCUGCUUUUCCAUCAAUUUCCCCUCUGCUCUCUAUUUCCCCCCCUGCUUCUCCUCCGUUCCCCCCCUGCUUCCCCCCAUCCCCUUCCCUGCUUCCCCCCAUCCCCUUCCCUGCUUCCCCCCAUCCCCUUCCCUGCUCCCCCCCAUCCCCUCAGCCCUCCUUCCCCCCACCCUCUGCCCUGUUCCACCCUGCCCUCCCCAUCCCUGCCUUUCCCUCCCUGCCCUGCGCUUCCCUUCCCCAUCCCUUCUCAACCCUUCCCUUCCUUUUCAUGCCCUCCCCUUCCCCUUCACACCUCACCCGCCCACUACCGUAGUUCCCAUGCAUGUGCACCCAUCACUGUCUCCCCACAUGCUUUCAUCAUGUGCGCUUGCUUGUGUUCCCUUGCAGUUGUUCCUUUGGCACCUCACACCACCUCCCCCAUGUUCCUUCACACAAUUAUUCCUGCCUACUCCACUCCCUGUAUUUUCAGUGGCGAAGCAGAGGAGCAAGCUGAGGCGCAGCUAA